CCGACUCAUUCAAAGCUCCGACUUCGUUGCGUGCACACAGAGUCUCUGUCUUGGUCUAGUGGAACGUUGCGACUGUGGAUUACGCGAGUUUACUUAACUGUCACUUAUAAAACCUCAACAAAGAAUCACUAUAAACAAAAUGGUUCUGGAGAUGGAGAUGUCCAAGACCUAUCAGUACCGCAAGGUGAUGAAGCCCAUGCUGGAGAGGAAGCGUCGUGCCAGGAUCAACAAAUGCCUGGACGAGCUGAAGGACAUUAUGGUGGAGUGCCUUACUCAAGAGGGCGAGCAUAUCACCCGGCUGGAGAAGGCCGACAUCCUGGAACUUACCGUAGAGCACAUGAAGAAGCUGCGCGCCCAGAAGCAACUGCGUCUGUCCAGUGUCUCCGGUGGAUCCUCAAGCGCCGAUCCCAAGCUCAGCAUUGCCGAAAGUUUCCGUGCGGGUUACGUCCAUGCUGCCAAUGAAGUGUCCAAAACUUUGGCUGCCGUUCCCGGAGUGAGUGUGGAUCUCGGAACCCAGCUUAUGAGUCACCUGGGUCAUCGUCUCAACUACCUGCAAGUGGUGGUUCCUUCGCUGCCAAUUGGAGUUCCCCUUCAAGCUCCAGUGGAAGAUCAGGUUAUGGUCACGCCACCACCAUCGGAAUGCGGCAGCUUGGAAAGCGGAGCCUGCAGCCCGGCGCCCAGUGAAGCCAGCUCCACCUCCGGUCCCAUGUGGAGGCCCUGGUGAGCACUGGACUUUGGUUGAUCUUCACCUGGAUCGCCUUCAAACGGAAGGCUUCUACAAAUCAUCGCCCCUAAAAGGUGCUGGAAUCGAAACCGCACCGAGCUCCUUGGAGUCCAUCACUUGCUGCCCAGGAUUAGCUACUCCCAGCAGCCCAGCAGACGCCCCAAUCUCUAGCAGAGUCAUUCCGGCUAUAGAGAUUGCUGCUUACUUUUCUAAAAAAAAAGAAAGAGAAGAAGAAUUUGAAAAGAAAAUAAAUGAAUUUCCAACUUAA
Drosophila eugracilis is the source of this 992-nucleotide messenger RNA. It is a transcript of the gene E(spl)mbeta-HLH, whose product is annotated as enhancer of split mbeta protein. Gene Ontology annotation, cellular component: nucleus. Gene Ontology annotation, biological process: anterior/posterior pattern specification; regulation of transcription by RNA polymerase II; regulation of neurogenesis. Gene Ontology annotation, molecular function: DNA-binding transcription factor activity, RNA polymerase II-specific; protein dimerization activity; RNA polymerase II cis-regulatory region sequence-specific DNA binding. The transcript has a single exon. The record is from RefSeq and is a predicted model, not a curated record. NCBI's taxonomy places the organism in Eukaryota, Metazoa, Arthropoda, Insecta, Diptera, Drosophilidae. Bases 140 to 724 code for a protein of 194 amino acids.